Macrosiphum euphorbiae (potato aphid) is the source of this 249-nucleotide messenger RNA. The record is from the annotation of a GenBank genome assembly. NCBI's taxonomy places the organism in Eukaryota, Metazoa, Arthropoda, Insecta, Hemiptera, Aphididae.
AUGGAGAUUAUAACGUCAAAUAAAGGUUGUGAGAAUUUGUGUUACAACGGGUACAUGUAUGUUUUAAAGCAUUUUGGUAAAUCCAAAAUAACCUGGAGGUGUUCAAAAAGGUCCUCCUUUAAAUGUAUUGGAGAAUUAUAUACUAACAUUCAAAAAGAAGACCCUGUAUUGAAGUCCGAUCAUAACCACUUCGGAGAUAGUGAAAAGGUAGAUGUGGAAAAAGCACUAUGCAUUAUGAAAGAACAAUAA